Penicillium lagena is the source of this 891-nucleotide messenger RNA. RefSeq lists its product as uncharacterized. Gene Ontology annotation, molecular function: oxidoreductase activity. Lineage: Eukaryota; Fungi; Ascomycota; Eurotiomycetes; Eurotiales; Aspergillaceae. The transcript is spliced from 2 exons. The record is from RefSeq and is a predicted model, not a curated record. The coding region runs from base 1 to 891 and encodes 296 amino acids.
AUGGCAGCAAUCCAGAUUUCUGAUGAAGCUCUGAAGGGCAUCCAAGAUAAAGUGGUUCUGAUCACGGGAGGCUCUUCCGGUAUUGGCAGGGCUACUGUAGAGCUAUGUCUUCAUCUCGGAGCCAAGGUGAUCAUUGGCGAUGUCAACUCGCCACAGCCCGUGUUCCCCGAAUCGGAAAACCUACGGUUCUUCAAGGUCGAUGUCUCAGAAUGGGAAAGCGUACGUAACUUAUUUAUUCAAGCUCACGCGUGCUUUAACCGGAUCGAUCAUGUAUUCGUCAACGCCGGGGUUGGUACCACGACGAACUUCUUGGAUGAAACACUGGAUGAGUCGGGCCAGUUGGCUGCUCCUGACAUGCGGACCAUGAAUGUCAAUCUCACGGGUGCUAUAUACACGCUCCGACUAGCUGUCCACUUCUUUAGAAAGGAAGAAAAUACUGCAGCAGCGAAAAGCAUCGUUCUCACGGCGUCGGCCACGUCUUUUCAGAACUUCAGUGCCGCCGACUAUGCAACAGCCAAGCACGGUGUAUUGGGCGUCCUGCGCGGCGUUGGGGGUCAGAUUGAUUCCAAUAUUCGGAUGAAUGCUGUCGCACCAUCCUGGACAGCGACUGGGAUGGUACCCACCGAGGCCAUCCGGUCCAUGGGGGUGCCAGUUCAGGAGCCGGAGGCAGUGGCUCGGAGCGUCGUGUUGCUCUUCGCUGAUCAGCAAAGAUACGGAGAGGUGAUCUAUAGCUGUGAUGGCAAGUUCAUAGAGGUCAACAAGGCAAAAGGUGGGCUCCUUGAUAGUGCACAGAGCCUCCUUAAGGGCGUUCUCACUGAAGAUCAAGUGGUGAUAAAUCUCAAAGCGGCGGCAGACGCUGCGAAAGCAGCAGUGGAAGCAGGACAGGCCUAA